AGUUUAAAACUCCACGUCUAUAAAACAGUACUCAUUUCAUAGUUUAGCUGUCCAAUACUACAAUCCAAAACAAACUCACUCUUAAAAGCAAUGGCAUUGAUAGGUAUCUUUGAAAUCCUCUUAGCAACUCUUUGCUACGUAGCCGGUUGCUGGUUACGCAACCGCAGAAAAUUAAUAAGAAGCUGGCCGUUGAUCGGAACGCUGCCAUCUCUUUUACGCAACAUAAACCGGUUACCGGACUGGAUGAUCGAGCUUGCCGGUCGAAAAGGCGGCACGACAAUCUACAAAGGUUCUUUUACCGGCUUGUACGUAAUAUGCACUACUGAUCCAGAAAAUAUAAAGCAUAUUAUGAGUACAAACUUUAGCAACUAUCCAAAAGGGUCAGAAUACAAAGAAAUCUACUCCGAUGUUCUUGGAGAUGGGAUUUUUAACUCUGAUUCUGAACUUUGGAGGAAUCAAAGAAAGAACGCUGUUUCUUUAAUCAACCACGAAAAGUUUCGCAAGUUUUUAUUCCGCACUGCCAAUGUUAAAGUCGAAAAAGGACUUUUUCCUGUUCUUGAGCUUAUCUGUAGUGAAAACAAAGAAAUAGACUUACAAGAUUUGGUUCAUAGAUUUACUGCUGAUAUUACUUUCACUUUAGUUACAGGUUAUGAUCAAGAAACUCUGUCUACUGGUUUACUCGGUGAUAAACUUGGAACUGCGCUAGAAUAUAUUGAGGAAGCUUUAUUUUAUCGCCAUAUUCAGCCCAAAAUGCUGUGGAAGUUUCAAAAUUGGUUAGGGUUUGGCACAGAAAGAAAAGUGAAAGAUGCUUUAAAAAUGGUUGAUGACGUAACCGCCAAAUAUAUAUCAAUGAGACGACAAGGAAUAGUAGAAGAAGGAGGAGGAGUCAAUUUGUUAACACCAUAUGUUAAUGAAAAAUCGGAUAAAUUUUUAAGAGAUACUAUUUACAACUUUAUGGUUGCAGGCAGAGAGAAUUCUUUGAGCUGGUUUUUUUGGCUUCUGUCGAAAAAUCCUCGCGUGGAAGCCAAGAUAAGAGAGGAGUUGAGUUCUAUAGUACCGGAAAGCGAAAGAGGAGAGAAAAAGAUUCAGCUUCUUGAGUUAGAAAAGGUAAACAAAUUAUUAUAUCUGCAUGCAGCUUUAUGUGAAACAUUAAGGAUCUAUCCUCCAGUUACAUAUGAGUACAAGGCACCAUUGCAAAAUGAUAUUUUACCAAGUGGGCAUUAUGUAGAUCCAAAAAUGAAAAUACUUUUAUCUUCUUAUUUGAUGGGGAGAUUGAAAUCUCUAUGGGGAGAAGAUUGUUUUGAAUUCAAGCCGGAAAGAUGGAUAUCUGAGCAAGGGAGGAUUAUACAUCAAUCGCCUUACAAGUUUCUUGCAUUCAAUGCAGGCCCAAGAACUUGUGUGGGAAAAGAUAUUGCUUUCGUCCAAAUGAAAGCAAUGGCAGCUUUUCUACUUCAUAAUUAUAAUAUCGAGGUAGUUGAAGAACAUGCUGUAGUUCCUAAAUAUACUUCUAUUAUUCUUCACAUGAAGUACGGUUUAAAGGUUAGGAUUAGUAGGAGAUGGGCUUGACUUGUUACAAUGUUUAAUGUUUACUGUGUUCUGCAUUAAAUGACAUAAGUUUUUACAUGUUAUUCUCAUUACUCAGCCAGAGUUAAACGAUCGGAUUCUCCAUUAUAUUUAUGGAAUUGCUUAUUUUAAAUUGUGUA
Jatropha curcas is the source of this 1703-nucleotide messenger RNA. Its product is annotated as alkane hydroxylase MAH1. Lineage: Eukaryota; Viridiplantae; Streptophyta; Magnoliopsida; Malpighiales; Euphorbiaceae. Gene Ontology annotation, molecular function: monooxygenase activity; oxidoreductase activity, acting on paired donors, with incorporation or reduction of molecular oxygen; heme binding. The record is from RefSeq and is a predicted model, not a curated record.